AUGAUUAUUUAUUUUUUCGGAAGAGGCUCUGGUCUAAGCGUGGUGUUCCACGUAGAACCUCACGAUUAUCCAGAUUGGUCUCAAUCGCCAUAUUACGGAGCUAAGAUUUUAAUCUCAGAUCCGAAUGAUUACCCUGAAAUAACGGUACUAUAUAAAUAUGUAAAAGUAGGGGACGCGCUAGAAAUCAAAGUAGAGCCAAUGGUAUUCACUAGCGAUGACAACCUCCGCAGUGUUCCGAUAGAUAAACGAGGCUGUAGCUUCCAUGACGAAACUAUUUUGGUUCACACUGACAGAUACAGUACCGAGACAUGCAAGACUGAGUGCAAAAUGAAGCGAUACAAAGAGGGAUGUGGCUGUGUCCCUUACAAAUAUCCAAGCGGUAUUAAAAAUAAGUGUUUACUUUAA
This is a messenger RNA of Danaus chrysippus (African queen), 405 nucleotides long. The record is from the annotation of a GenBank genome assembly. NCBI's taxonomy places the organism in Eukaryota, Metazoa, Arthropoda, Insecta, Lepidoptera, Nymphalidae.